Myzus persicae (green peach aphid) is the source of this 2316-nucleotide messenger RNA. RefSeq lists its product as uncharacterized. The record is from RefSeq and is a predicted model, not a curated record. The transcript is spliced from 4 exons. The coding region runs from base 436 to 1476 and encodes 346 amino acids. NCBI's taxonomy places the organism in Eukaryota, Metazoa, Arthropoda, Insecta, Hemiptera, Aphididae.
CGUGUGUGUGUGUGUGCGUUAGUAUCCCUCAUCCAUAAUAAUAAUCAAAUGUGCAAUUGACAAUAACUGAAUAACAACAUUAAUCAUUAUGCAGUAUUGCAGCAGGCUCUGACUGUCGGCGACUCACUCGAGUUACUUAAUAAUAGUUAGUAUCUACAGUGCUCUUAGGUGUUUUAGUUCGCGUCUGUUUGUUCGGCGGUGGUUCUGUUUUGUUUUGUAAGUGUCCGUAAUCAUGGUAUAAUAAAUAUUAUGAAUAAAAAUAAAUUAAAGUACGACAGCAGUUGUAGUGCCGAAAAACGAUAAAAAUUAUUCAGUGGUCAGAGAACAAAUGGUCUGAACCACUGGUGGCCCUCUACGCGAUUGAUCUUGUGUGGUUCGUAAAUUCUACCUUAGGUUCUGAGCUUCCUUCUCCUCUCAGGAAGCUUAAAAAAUAUUAUGUCGUCGUUGACACACGGGUUGCUGGCUGUGUUGUGCUUGGGCCAAGCCAUGGCGUACAUCGAAAAAAUCGUGGAAAACGAUAGUGUUUGUUCGAUGAGUUUCCUUUCAAAUAAUUUAGACUUAUCUGGCCGUGAAGAUCAGUCAGCUAUGGUGAUCAAAGAUAACCAAUAUUUUCAUAAGUGGACUGGCAAGAAUGAAUUUAAUUGUAAAUUUACAGUAACUUCCUCACUUGGGUUGGGUGUUUUUGCGGUCAUACAACAUAUGUCUUUUAGACGUAAUGCUCAAGGACAAUGUAUUGAUUAUAUUCAAUUUCGCCACGCUGAAAAAACCUUGAGUGUUCUAGACUUAAAUUUCAAAAUUAAGUCGUCAGAGAGCUGGGGCGAGAAAAUUUGUGGAAAAUUAAAUGCAUUUGAAGCCAAUAUUGGUAAUGAAUAUAAUCAAGGCAGUGAUGGAAAUGAUGAUAAAGAAAUAAAAAAUUCAUUUGUUGAUCAUAAGGGUAUUGUCGAAGUUAAAAUAUAUCUUGGAAAUAAAUCUAUCGAGUCCAGUGAUGAACUAAAGUUUGAGAUUGUGUUCACAGCAUUUCAAGAAUGCAAAUUUGACAAUGGUCAUUGGAGAAGUUGUGGUAGAAAAACAUGUAUUUUUAAAGAUUUUUUCAAUGAUGGGAAAGUUAACUGUCCAUACAAAAGCUGUAAAGAUGAGAGUGGUUGUCGGCCAGUAGUCUCAAUACUCAAUAGUAACUACAUGAGCAGCACAACUUUUGGGACUAAAAUUGUGGCUGCAACAGUUGCCUGCUUGGUAACCAUGAUUUUAGUGUUCAUUGCAUUCCUAUGGAUAUUCAGGCAUUGCGGACCUGCAUUUUGUUGUAUAAGCAACCCUAAUAGCCAUCCGCAUUCUUCUGAAAUGAUACCAGUGCCACGCUUGGACACAAUGGCUAUUCUAGCUACAGCUCCACCUGAAUCUAUGGCUAGCGGUACUGAAGUAAGAACAGCCGAUAAAGAUCUACCACCUUCAUACGAUUCGUUGUUCCCAAGUAAAUAAUAACUAUGAUCAAUAUUUUAAAGAUCUGUAUAAUUUCUUCAUCUAUCUCAUAUAGUUUAUAAGGUGGAUUUUAUACCUUUAUUUAACAUUUCUAUCUGAACAAAUUUAUUAUUAUUAUUUUUUUUUUUUGGAGAGAAAUAAGUAAGACAUUUUAAGCUAAGUACACCAAUCAUGUUCGAUUGUACCAGUGAUUUUUUAAUUUUCAAAACAAAUUCGUUUUUAUUUUAGUAAGAUUAUAUAACUGAUUAAAAAAAAAAUAGUUAGAAAGUUCUAAUAUUUUGACCUAUUUAGAUAUUUUUUUUUACUCUUGUUUAAAGAGUGGGACACAGUGUCUUGCUAUUUUCUCAAAGUAUUAAGAAAAACACCACCAUGAGUCCCACCAUGUAUUUAUCUGCUCUCAAAUUGAACAAUUAAUAGUAAAACUAUCAUCUUUAUUCUAGUAUUUUUUGUUACACAAAUUAAUUAUUUUAUAUCAUAUAUUUAUUUUUUUUAAUGGUUUUGUAUUAAAUAUAAUAAUUAUUUACCAACUGGGACUACUGAAGUGUCACAUACAAUAAGUAUACUCUUUUUAUAACCAACAGAAAACUAGACAUUGUUAACACACAAGACUGAAUAUCUCAACAAUUUCAAAUUGAUUAUUACAUAUCACUUAAUAACUUAUGCAAAUUAAACCAAAUUAAAAAGAUACAAUUUCAUCUUCAUUUUGAUAAUAGCAUUAAUUUUUUAAAACAUUGUUAACACACAAGACUGAUCACCUCAAAAUUUCAAAAUGAUUAUUUUCUAUCAGUUAAAACUUAUACGAAUUAAACCGAAUUUAAAAAAAAAAUGACAUUUUCAUUU